Molecule: messenger RNA, 1815 nt
Organism: Penicillium coprophilum
Lineage: Eukaryota; Fungi; Ascomycota; Eurotiomycetes; Eurotiales; Aspergillaceae
Product: C2H2-type zinc finger protein
Exons: 5
Coding region: 1-1815 (604 amino acids)
Biological process (GO): regulation of transcription by RNA polymerase II; DNA-templated transcription
Cellular component (GO): chromatin
Molecular function (GO): zinc ion binding; DNA-binding transcription factor activity, RNA polymerase II-specific; RNA polymerase II cis-regulatory region sequence-specific DNA binding
Source: RefSeq, a predicted model, not a curated record
AUGGCUUCAAUGUCUACCCAAGGCUACGAUGAAAGACAUUUUCAGUGUAGUUACUGCCAGAAAACAUUUCGCAGACUAGAACAUCUGCAACGCCACACACGGCGACACACAAAUGAGAAGCCCUUCGCCUGUCGCUGUGGGGCACUGUUCUCUCGCCGUGAUCUUCUACGCCGUCAUGAGCGCAUGGUUGGUCACUCAAAUUCUGACGAUGUGCAUCCGCAUACUUCAAAUGAUAGUGGGCUCUCGAAGCAAUCUGCAGAUAACCCACUUCUCGCAGUCCCCCAUAACAUCAUUUUGGCAGACACGUCUAUUCCAGAAGGACAAAACAAUUUCCCUCGAAUGCCCAAUUCCCCAGGUCUUUGCACCGGCGUAGCUGAGGAGCUGUUCUCUAGCACCGACGUGGGUAUCUCAUUCAGCGGCUCUCUAACAACUGCCUCACAAGCUACUCAAAUCGUUCCUCACUGUGCCAAUCCGACGGUGACAUACUCUGAUAGACUCAGACUCCUCCGUUCGUUACACAGGGUGCGUAAAUUGUUUCCUGGCCAUGACUUACCCUCCAUCAGCGCCUUGACCCGAUAUAUGGCUGGAUACUUUACUGGUUUCUACCCCCAUGCACCCUUCACUCACGGUCCAACGUUCAAGCUAGAGUCAUGUUCGCCUGAACUUUGUUUGGCUAUGAUGGCGCUCGGUGCUAUCGACAGGUUUGAGUACACUUCGGCUACGGAGCUCUUCUGUCUUUCCAAGGCCCUCUUAUUUGACAGCCAACAAUGCAGAGCUCGAUUACAGAUGCGCAGGGUAAUUGAUAUCUCCGACCAGGACCACACAUCCCGAAAACAACCAAUGGACGAAGUUCGCUGCUUACUUUGUCUUGCGCAAUUUGCAUCCUGGCAAAGUGACCCGAGUGUCCGAGAAGAAGCUUAUAUCUUACAAAGCCUACUGGCACAGGGUUUGAGAUCGAGCGGGCUCGCAGAGACAACCGAAUCAUUACCCCUCCAUUGGGAACAGUGGGCGCAACGAGAGUCCGAAAGACGCACCAAAUUAUUUGCUUUUUGCUUUCUUGGGGUUCAGAAUAUCGCAUAUGAUGUACCACCGAGCAUCUGGUGCGACGAGAUUAACUUAAGACUACCAUGCUCGUGUCCAGAAUGGACGGCGCCAGAUGAAACGACAUGGAACUUGGUGAGAGCAAAUGUGCCAAGUCAACAGGGACGUUUGAACGACACUUUGGAAACUCUACUAUCCUCUCAUCCGGUUGAUCACCAAUCUGCCCCUCCUUCGCCAGUCGGAAACUACGUCGUGAUGCACGGUCUCUUACACAAGAUCUUGUGGAGUCGGAGAUCCAUGUCCGGUAACUUAUCAAGGACUUUCUCGACUGACUUCCAGUCAGUCCUCGGAUCAGCGCUGCAAAAGUGGACUCUUUCCUGGCAGCAAACUCCAGAGUCCAACUUGGAACCAUUAGAUCCUAAUGGGCCAUUGCCAUUUACUUCAAGUGCACUACUUAGUCUUGCAUAUAUCCGCAAGUGUUUCGACGUAUUUCCAACAAGAAGGAUUUACACCUGGGCACCUGUCGAGAUCGCCCAAGUUCUCCAGGAGUCACUUCCAGUGGACCGCACGCAGGACACCCUCUUAGCAGCAUACCACGCCACUAAUUUGCUCAGCACACUAGUGAAUCUUGGUGUACAAUACUUCAAAAACAAUCAAGCCAUUCUCUGGAGCAUUGAGGGAACACUAUGUGGUCUUGAUUGCUCUAUAUUUCUGGAGAAAUGGCUUCGCAAAACGCAAAAUACGAUUCAAAAUAAGCCUUUAACGGUGACUUGA